Molecule: messenger RNA, 2729 nt
Organism: Plutella xylostella (diamondback moth)
Lineage: Eukaryota; Metazoa; Arthropoda; Insecta; Lepidoptera; Plutellidae
Source: RefSeq, a predicted model, not a curated record
AUUAAAGUUCUUUUUGCAAACUUAGAUUUUUAAAAUUACGAAUUCAAUUUUUGUUACUCCUGUAAUUAUUUGUAUUGAUAAUAAUAUUUAUAAUUAUCCUAAUCAAUCACGGAGUGCAGUGAUGUGAAAUUAAUUUGUGAGAUUUAUUCCAAUAAAGACUUCAUGUGACGGUUCCAAUUAAUCAUCUGGGAUCCAUGACAUUGUUAUAUUCUGUGAUGGUUUGUGUGUAUUCAGGAUUUAAAUUACGUGAAUUUAAUAAAAGUUAAUCCGGAGAAGCUUUGGAUCUGUCAGAGUAAUUAAAUUUUCAGGAGCGGUCCAGACCAGCCAUAAUGAACACAGACAACGCGUUGAAUUCCCAACGGGUGUUUAAAAAAUCAUCACCGAACAACAAGCUGACAUUGUACCUGAGCUCGCGUGACCUUAUAGUUGAGAAUGGGACCAUAGACAAAAUACAGGGUGUUCUUCAUGUGGAACCGGAGCAUAUGGAGAAUAAGAAACUGUUUGGACAGGUCACACUGACUUUCAGAUAUGGCCGCGAGGACGAGGAGGUGAUGGGGUUGAAGUUCUGCAACGAGGCCAUCAUGAGCCUGGCGCAGAUCUGGCCCCCGCACUGCGCGCACGAGCGGGAACCCAACACUUUGUUGCAGGACGCGUUAAUAAAACGUUUGGGCUCCAACGCGUACCCGUUCCACCUGGAGCUGACGCCGCUGGCGCCGCCCAGCGUGCAGCUGGUGCCCGCCAAGCAGUACCACGGCGCGCCCAUCGGCACCUCGUACGACGUGCGCGCUUAUAUCGCGGAACGAGCAGACGAGAAGGUGUCUCGUCGCAACACGGUGCGCAUGGGCAUCCGCGUGCUGCAGGGCCCGGGGCGGCCGGCGCCCCCGCCCCCGGACCCCGCGCUGUCCCCCGCGGCCCCCGCGUCCUUGGCUCCCACGUCCCCGGCCCCCGCGGCGUCCCCCCGGCCCCCGCCGUCUCCGCACGUGCUCAGUGCGCUUGCGCACCACAAUGUCUUGAGGCUAAAAACCAAAACGAAACCAGAUUCAGAAACGAAUACUAGCAGAAAUAAACGGGAUGAAAUCGAGAACAUGGAGCCGGCGCCGCCGCGGGCCGCCGUCGAGAAGCCGUUCCUACUGUCGGAUGGAAGGGUGGAGCUGGAGGCGUGGCUGGACAAGGCGACGUACUCGCACGGGGAGUCCCUGCACGUGGGGCUGGUGGUCGCCAACCACUCCUCCAAGACCGUGCGACGGAUCAAGGCGCUGGUGGUGCAGCACGUGGACGUGUGCAUGUUCUCCAACGGCAAGUUCAAGAACGUGGUGGCGCUGGUGCGCGGGACCGGAGCCCCCGUGCCGCCGGACCGCACGCUCACAGACACGCUGGUACUCACGCCGCAUCGAGGUGUGACGAAGAACUGGAUAGCGCUAGAAGACUCGUACUCAAAGACCGGCGCGAGCCUAGCGUCCACCGUGCUCUGCAACUCCAACACGCCCGAGGACCGCAACGUGUUCGCCAUCUACGUGUCCUACUACGUGAAGGUCAAGCUCACCCUGUCCGCCAUGGGGGGCGAGAUGUCCCUCAAGCUGCCCUUCACGCUGACCCACUCGUGCAUCAACGAGGCGCCCACCGACAGCGUCAUUGAAGAAGCCACUCACAAGAUGAUCCUCGAGGGCAAGGAGAGCGACGACGACCACGAGCUCGACGGAGACAAACAAAACAACAACGAUGAAGAGAAAAUACCACACGAAGAAGUAGCGUUCGGAGACGAUGCGGAACCCUCGCCCGAUGACCACCGCUGCGUCGCUGAUGUCCUGGUAAACAUAGAAAACAAGAUCAACGACCGACCGAAGACAUUCGCCGGACCGACUGAAGUGCGCGCUGUCAAGCCGAACGAUGAAGAAUUAGACCUGAUAGUGAAGUACCCUGGCUCGGACACGUGAUCCGAAGAGCCGAGCGACACCGGGCAGCGCGGCCCGACUGCCGAGGAGAAGCAGAAGAGCGAGUGGGAGCUGAUCAAGUCCAACUGCAAGGAUGAAGUGCAGGAGCACAAGGGGAGCUUCGCGGAGCACUUGAAGCGCGCCGUGUGCUGCAUCGACCGGCGCCGCCAGUCGUAGGCGACCUUGAGCGACCGGUGGCGACAGUCGUAGGCGACCUCGAGCGACCGGUGGCGGCAGUGUUAGGCGACCACGGACUAUUUUGAUACGCGUUUUAGGUACCAGUGAAUGGAAUAAGGUGACAAAAACAUUGGCAAUUUAGUAUUCGUUAUUUGAGUGCUUUGUGGUGGAUUCACGGGUUUGUUGCCAUCGCUUUGGGAAUGAUCGAGUGUAAUUUUACACUCCAUUAGUGCGCCGACCCGGCGAGCUUCGCAGAAAUCAGGAUAAUUAGUGUAGUUUUGUAAUUAAAUUUGAAUUUGUAUUAUUCUUGUGUAGUCGAGAAUUAAUUAAAUCAAUUACGAUGACACGAUGGCAGGGAUCUUGAACCUGAACGAUAUUACGCUUAAUAAUCUGUAAUUAUAAUGAUAGGUAUUUUGAAUUAUACAAAUGUAAUUAGUUUUGUAAUUUAAUAUUACUUAAUUACUUCAGUAGGGAAUAUUAUAAAUAUUAUUAGUAUACAAAUAUUUAAAAACGAUUUGUGCGUAGGUUCUAGUUUUUGUUUCCAAUUUACAGUAUUCUAACAACGCAUUACUUACAUUAAAAUUUAGGUACUACCUCCUAGGGUACCCUAACAUUUUUCAC